AUGGAUUUGUACGAACAGAUCGUCACUGAGUUGAUUGAGUUGCGAGAGUUGGGCGCCGCUCGCAGUCUUCUCCGCCAAACGGAUCCCAUGAUUAAGCUCAAGACCGAGACGCCCGAGAGGUAUAUCCAUUUGGAGACACUGCUGGCCAGGAGCUACUUCGACGCCCAGGAAGCCUAUCCCGAGGGCACCAACAAAGACAAGCGCCGGCAGCAGAUCGCGCAGAGUCUGAGCGGCGAGGUAUCAGUGGUGCCGCCGUCCAGACUACUGGCCCUCUUGGGUCAGGCGCUCAAAUGGCAACAACAUCAGGGGCUCCUACCUCCCGGCACUUCCAUAGACCUGUUUCGCGGUAAGGCGUCCAUCAGAGAGCAGGAGGACGAGACGCAUCCCAACGUAUUGUCCAAAAGCAUCAAAUUUGGUGCCAAAUCGCACGUAGAGUGCGCGCACUUCUCGCCCGACGGCCAGUACCUCAUCACCGGAUCCGUCGACGGCUUCAUCGAAGUCUGGAACUUCACCACCGGAAAGAUCCGCAAAGACUUGCGAUACCAGGCGAUGGAGAACUUCAUGCUUAUGAACGACGCGGUGCUGUGUCUCUGCUUCAGCCGCGACUCCGAGAUGCUUGCGAGCGGUUCCCAAGACGGCAAGGUUAAGGUCUGGAAACUACAGACCGGACAGUGUCUCAGGAGGUUCGAGAGGGCGCACACGAAGGGCGUCACCUGCGCUCACUUCAGCCGCGACUCGUCCCACAUAUUGUCGGCCAGUUUUGACGCCACGAUACGCAUCCACGGCCUCAAGAGUGGCAAACUGUUGAAGGAGUUCAAGGGUCACACCUCCUUCGUCAACGAAGUUAUCUAUAGCUUCGAUGGACACCAACUCAUAAGCGCCAGUUCCGACGGAACCAUCAAA
Oppiella nova is the source of this 903-nucleotide messenger RNA. The record is from the annotation of a GenBank genome assembly. NCBI's taxonomy places the organism in Eukaryota, Metazoa, Arthropoda, Arachnida, Sarcoptiformes, Oppiidae.